AUGGCGACACCCAACUCAAACCGUCCCAACCCUCACUCAAAACCAAGAGCAGGCUCAUCCCACACCGAAUCCCAAGCUGCCGAGUCCCAGAGCGCCAUGAAUCAAGAUCAGGACUGGUACGGUCAAGCUCCGUCCCAGCCCUCUGAGGAACCGCCCUAUCAAUACUUGAUGCCCCAGGACUUUGAUCAGGACGCACUUGCCGAGAGCCGAACCCCUGCAUGGAUCAACGGCGAAACCUCGAGCCCGGCCCUUUAUCACGACAGGUCGUCGCACGAAUAUCUCGCCCCGGCCGGAAGUUCACAAUAUGGAAACAUGGAACAGUACAGCUAUUCUUCGGGCACGGCUUCGGGAGACCCGGCGACAGCGUCUUUCGGCCAUUCCGUCCAUGACGGCUCGUCGGUUGGCUCUACUUGGGCCCCAAUCACGCCGACGACUCCGCUUGAAGGUGAUGGCCUGACCAGCUACUUCCACGGCCACCCAGGCUCGGUGAGCUACGCCGGAAGUGCCCCGGCAUCGCCAGCGGGCGUGGAAACUGUUCCCCACGGCUGGGUGAACAUCACCUCGUAUGUCCACCAUGCAUACUCUGGGCUGCCAGAGGAUCACACGGCACCACUUGGAGACUUCAGCCAAAGUCGAUCUUUGGGGUACAGCCUCGCGGGAUCCAACUCCACUAGGACGCUCUCCAACAAUGAUGGCAGUAACAAUGAUGGCAGCAACAAUGAUGGCAGCAACAAUGAUGGCAGCAACAAUGAUAGCAGCGAGGGUUCCGAAGACGGUUCCGCGCGCACCAAGAAGAGCAGGGAAUCGCAAACUAAGGCGGGUCGAGAAAGUCAACGUGCCAAGAGCAACAAGACAUCAGAAGGGGGAAAGUCUCCGCCGUCGUCGAGGAGACGGAAGGCCAAACAAUCGGGUGGGGAAGCAACGGCGGCGGUGCCUGGUCCACCACCAGGUCCGGCGUUGCGGACGGCAGCUCGUCGGACGAGGCGCACCCAGGGUCCAAUGAAGCCUGGCGAGUCGCCCCAGCAGCGGCUCGCAAGGACCAACCACAACCAGGUGGAGAAGCAGUAUCGGGGUCGACUGCACCAAGGCUUUGAGCUGUUGCUGAAGGCACUGCCUGAGGCCGAGGGAGAGGGUGGCGCUGGCGCUGGCGAGGACGGUGCGAGUUCCCCGACCUCAAGUCCGAAUCGGAAGAAGCGAUUGAGCAAGUACGAGGUCGUUCGAAGCGCCGGAUGUCAUAUCUUAUCGCUGGAGGACGAGGUGAAGGGUUUGAGGAGGAAGGUCGAGCUUCUGACGGAAGGGAAAGAAGUGCCUGGUGAGAGCGUAGACAACAAAGUCAACAGGAAGUUGGAAUGA
Messenger RNA from Lasiosphaeria miniovina, 1353 nucleotides. RefSeq lists its product as uncharacterized. The coding region runs from base 1 to 1353 and encodes 450 amino acids. The transcript is spliced from 2 exons. The record is from RefSeq and is a predicted model, not a curated record. NCBI's taxonomy places the organism in Eukaryota, Fungi, Ascomycota, Sordariomycetes, Sordariales, Lasiosphaeriaceae. Gene Ontology annotation, molecular function: protein dimerization activity.